This is a messenger RNA of Pseudonaja textilis, 4256 nucleotides long. Lineage: Eukaryota; Metazoa; Chordata; Lepidosauria; Squamata; Elapidae. The record is from RefSeq and is a predicted model, not a curated record.
CGGAGUUACUCCUGCUGGCGGCGGCGGAGGAAGCGAGCCUGCCCUAACUAGCACUCAUUGUAAACCGAGCGGGGAACUGGAGCGGGCGGCGGCGGCGGCGGCUCCAGAAGGAUGCACGGGGGCAUCAGGAUUUAGUGUCUCGAAAGAAAAAUAGUAAGGAUUGCACCAUGGCUCCGAGAAAAAGAAGUGGGCGAGGGAUUUCUUUUAUCUUCUGCUGCUUCCGAAGUAAUGAUCAUCCAGAAAUCACGUAUCGGCUGCGGAAUGACAGCAAUUUCGCCCUGCAAACCAUGGAGCCUGCAUUACCCAUGCCUCCGGUGGAGGAGCUGGAUAUUAUGUUUAGUGAGCUUGUGACUGAAAUUAAAAUCACUGACCACAAGAGUUCUCCACAUGGAUUGCCCUCGGAAAAAGACUGGGCCAUCCUAUCUACAAAACAAAAGGACCAAGAAGAAAAUAAAGGGGCCACGAGUUGGCCUGAAUUUUACAUUGAUCAGCUUAACUCCAUGGCUGCUAGAAAGUCAUUGAUCGCUUUGGAAAAAGAAGAUGAAGAGGAACGAAACAAAACUAUAGAGAGUUUGAAAACAGCACUAAGGACCAAACCUAUGAGGUUUGUAACUCGAUUCAUUGAUCUGGAUGGCCUGUCAUGCAUUCUGAACUUCCUGAAGAGCAUGGACUAUGAGACUUCAGAAUCUCGAAUCCAUACCUCCCUCAUUGGGUGCAUCAAAGCCCUGAUGAACAACUCUCUUGGGAGAGCCCAUGUCCUGGCCCACUCAGAGAGUAUUAAUGUAAUUGCUCAGAGUCUGAGCACUGAAAACAUUAAGACUAAGGUGGCGGUGCUGGAAAUCAUGGGCGCUGUGUGCCUGGUUCCUGGGGGUCACAAAAAGGUACUAGAGGCCAUGGUGCACUACCAAAAAUAUGCCAGUGAACGGACUCGCUUUCAGACAUUAAUAAAUGAUUUGGAUAGAAGUACGGGACGAUACCGAGAUGAAGUAAGCCUCAAGACCGCCAUUAUGUCUUUUAUCAAUGCUGUUCUCAGCCAAGGGGCUGGAGUGGAAAGUCUGGACUUUAGACUCCACCUUAGAUAUGAAUUCCUCAUGCUUGGAAUUCAGCCUGUAAUUGACAAGUUAAGAGAACAUGAAAAUUCCACAUUAGAUAGGCAUUUAGACUUUUUUGAAAUGCUUCGAAAUGAAGAUGAGUUGGAAUUUGCCAAAAGAUUUGAAUUGGUUCAUAUAGACACAAAAAGUGCAACCCAGAUGUUUGAACUCACAAGAAAGAGAUUGACUCAUACAGAAGCUUACCCGCAUUUUAUGUCUAUACUUCACCACUGCCUCCAAAUGCCUUAUAAGAGAAACGGCAACACCGUCCAGUACUGGUUACUGCUGGAUCGUAUUAUACAACAAAUAGUUAUUCAAAAUGAUAAAGGGCAGGACCCUGACUCAACACCCCUGGAGAACUUUAAUAUCAAAAAUGUUGUCCGAAUGUUGGUUAAUGAAAAUGAAGUGAAACAAUGGAAAGAACAAGCAGAAAAAAUGAGAAAAGAACACCAUGAGCUACAGCAGAAGUUGGAAAAGAAAGAGCGAGAGUGUGAUGCCAAGACCCAAGAGAAGGAGGAGAUGAUGCAGACCUUGAAUAAGAUGAAGGAGAAGCUUGAAAAAGAACUCUCUGAGCAUAAACAAGUGAAACAGCAAGUGGCAGACCUCACGGCACAGAUCCAUGAGCUUAGUAGGAGAGCAAUAUGUGCUCCCGUCCCUGGAGGACCCCCUCUGCCACCCGGUGCCCCUGGGGGGCCCUUACCUACAGGGUCUCUAGGAUCUUUCCUGCCAGUUCUUCCUCCACCCCCUCCUCCUGGAGCAAUCCUGCCACCCCCUCCCCCUCCACCCCCUCCUCCUGGGGGCCCACCCCCUCCCCCAGGGCCCCCACCAAUUGGAGGCCUGACUCCAGCUCCAGGAGCUCCUUUGGGAUCAGCACUCAAGAGGAAAAACGUCCCCCAACCCACACAUGCCCUCAAGUCCUUCAACUGGUCCAAAUUGCCUGAGAACAAGUUGGAAGGCACUGUGUGGACUAGCAUUGAUGAUGCCAAGGUAUUUAAAGUGCUAGACCUUGAAGACCUUGAAAGAACAUUCUCUGCUUACCAAAGGCAACAGGACUUCUUUGUGAACAAUAACUCCAAACAGAAAGAAGACUCCAUUGAUGACACACUGAGUUCCAGGCAUAAAGUCAAGGAGCUUUCAGUAAUAGAUGGUCGAAGGGCUCAGAACUGCAAUAUUCUGCUCUCAAGGCUUAAACUAUCAAAUGAUGAAAUUAAACGUGCAAUUUUAACAAUGGAUGAACAGGAGGACCUGCCAAAGGAUAUGCUUGAACAGCUUUUAAAAUUUGUUCCUGAAAAAGCUGACAUCGAUCUUCUGGAAGAACACAAGCAUGAGUUGGAUCGGAUGGCCAAAGCUGACAGAUUUCUCUUUGAAAUGAGCAGGAUAAAUCAUUACCAGCAAAGGUUGCAGUCCUUGUAUUUUAAGAAGAAGUUUGCUGAGAGAGUUGCUGAAGUUAAACCAAAAGUUGAAGCAAUUCGAACUGCUUCCACCCAAGUAUUCCAGAGUAAAAGCCUGAAGCAGCUGCUUGAAGUGGUUUUGGCUUUUGGCAACUACAUGAACAAGGGUCAGAGAGGGAACGCUUAUGGCUUUAAAAUUUCUAGCCUGAACAAGAUUGCAGAUACCAAAUCCAGCAUUGACAAGAACAUUACCUUGUUGCACUAUCUCAUCACAAUCAUAGAAAAAAAAUAUCCCAAAGUAUUCAGCUUACAUGAAGAAUUAAAAGAUGUCCCUGGAGCUGCCAAAGUAAAUAUGACUGAACUGGAGAAGGACAUUGGCAACUUGAGGAGUGGGCUCAGGGCUGUGGAGACAGAACUAGAAUACCAAAAAUCCCAGCCUUCCAAUCCAGAGGACAAGUUUGUUUCUGUGGUUAGCCAAUUCAUCACUUUGGCCAGCUUCAGCUUCUCAGACGUAGAAGAUCUUCUAGCAGAAGCCAAAGAACUGUUUAUCAAGGCAGUGAAGCAUUUUGGAGAAGAUUCUGGCAAAACACAACCAGAUGAGUUCUUUGGCAUCUUUGACCAGUUCCUUCAAGCUGUAAAUGAGGCUAAACAAGAGAAUGAAAACAUGAGAAAGAGGAAGGAAGAAGAAGAGCGACGGGCACGUAUGGAAGCUCAGCUCAAGGAGCAGCGAGAAAGGGAGCGCAAGGCUAGGAAGGCAAAAGAAAGCAGUGAAGAAGGUGGGGAGUUUGAUGACCUGGUCUCCGCUUUAAGGUCCGGAGAAGUCUUUGACAAAGACCUUUCUAAACUGAAGCGCAAUCGCAAACGCAUCACGAAUCAGCUGGCAGACGGGAGUCGUGAGAGACCCAUCACAAAACUCAACUUUUGAACAUUGUCUUUUUAAAGAGUGUUAGUGGGGGUGGGUGGGGAAAACCUGACCAAUAAUCUGGUUUAAAACCUGGUCUUUUUUCUUUUUUCUUUGCCUUCUGCCUUGGUGGUCACUCAGUGGCAUAUUUCCUCCCCCACCCUGCAUGUCUGCGUGAGCGGGUGGUUAAAGGAAGCAUGCGUGUGUGGGUGUGUAUAUGUGCUGUAUAUACCAAUCUCUUCGGGUGGAUGGAGGCCAAAAGGGUGUGUGACACACUUGUAAGCACGCACGGUGGCUAACUGCUUGAGUGAAUGCUCCCUUUUCUACCGAUUAUAGUGGCAUUCCACAAGCAGCUUCUCCAUUUCAAAAGCACAAACGUUGGAGGGGGAGGCCGAUAAAGAGGCAGAAGCACCCAGGGAGCGAAAUGAGGGAGGCUGAAGAGUAGCAUUCAGCUUGGCUUAUUUGGGGUCCUUGAGGCCGAUCUUGAGGAGAAGCUAGGAAGAGAGUUGUGCAGGAUGACCUGAGAUCAUCAUGACCAGGAUGGACCCACCUUGACUGACUCAUCACUGCUGGGAAUACAGUGGCAAAAAGCCCAUUAGAAACUUGUCUUGUUCGGCCUGAACUGUAUUGCUCGGGAGAAAACAAAUCUUAUCUUCUGUGUCUAUUAUUACCUAAAACUUGAACAUCCCUUGUAAUUCUUGUGCUGGCUCCCUUUAUUCCCUAAUCUCUCCUUUUUUUUCAUUCUUUCCCAGCACUUUUGGACUCCUUGGGGAGCUUUUCAUUACUGUAAUAAUGCAUCUAUAAGAAUUAAUUUGUUUUCUUAUUGAAGACCACUGGGGUGUGGGGAGGGGGGAUAUGCUCUCUCUCUCUCUC